Pyricularia grisea is the source of this 156-nucleotide messenger RNA. RefSeq lists its product as uncharacterized. NCBI's taxonomy places the organism in Eukaryota, Fungi, Ascomycota, Sordariomycetes, Magnaporthales, Pyriculariaceae. The record is from RefSeq and is a predicted model, not a curated record. The transcript has a single exon. The coding region runs from base 1 to 156 and encodes 51 amino acids.
AUGCCAUCCACCAAAUCCCACAUCGUCAGCGAUGACGCCCUGAACAAGCUAUGGAUCGGAUUGGUCUGCAUCGAGUUUGCCCUCGUGCUAGGCGUGUUGGUCUUGGCUCUUUGGGCAAGAGUCAGACCCCGUCGGCAAGGCUACAAUCCAAUAUGA